Molecule: messenger RNA, 495 nt
Organism: Rhizophagus irregularis DAOM 181602=DAOM 197198
Lineage: Eukaryota; Fungi; Glomeromycota; Glomeromycetes; Glomerales; Glomeraceae
Source: RefSeq, a predicted model, not a curated record
AUGUCUAAGAAAGAAACAACUGAAGAAUAUAAAGUUUUCACAACUUCAGAAUCCAAGGGACAAUUUGGUGGCACAUCUAGACAGUUUUACAAAAGAAAUGAAGAAAAAUCAAAAGUCAAACCUUCUUUUUCCACGCCUUCUACAUCUUCUGUAGAAGAAAAAUCUUCUUCCGCAUCUUCUACGUCCAUUGAAGAGAGUUCGACAAUUAAACCUCAAUCAAAUUAUGAAAGCGAAGAACAGCCGAAUAAAAGUGAUGAUGACGAUCAGACCUCGAUUACCACUUUCUCGAGUUACGCAUCGCCGGCCUCGUCCAAUACCGAUUAUGGUGAAGAAUCUGCCUCCUCUAACAAUAUUAUGAGGAUUCAAAAUAUUUUAAAUGAUACUCUCGCACCCCUUUUUCAACCUCUUCAAACCAAUACCCAUAGAUUACAAGUUAUUGAGCCUCACUGUGAACCGAGAGGUCCAGAAUCACCAAAAUUCCCCUUUCUAAAUUAA